AUGGAAGAAAUAUUUAUUACACAGUUUACUCGUUUUUAUGCUCGACGAACUACAUUAGCAAAUCGUAUAGUAGGUGAAGAACAUCUUAAUGUUUUUUCAGCUAAUAUAGUUCAACUAUGGAAAAAACAACGUAAGAUACUUAAUCCAACAUUUAGUGGAGCAAAAAUGAGACGAUUAUUACCAACAGUUGAAGCAUGUAUUAAUGUAUUUAUGGAAAGGUUAGCAUUAAUACCAAACGGAACAAUGAUUAAUAUUUAUGAACUAUAUAAACGAUUAACAAUGGAUACUAUUUGUCAAUGUGCAUUUAGUAUUAAUACAGAAGUGCAAUGUGAUCUUAAUAAUAAUAAUAUUUAUAUGAAAAAAGUAGCAGAAUUAUUUCAACACGAUUUUGAACGUACACGUCUAGGUAAAAUACAUCGUGCUACAUCUGAUACACUAUUAGCGAAUGUAUGGGCGUUUAUAUAUCGUUUGCAACAAUUUUUCAAAGGUAAAAAUUCAUCUCUUCCAGCUGGUAUUUGGUUGAGAAAACAUAUGUACGAAUUUAUCCAACAAAGAUAUAUUGAUCUAAAUAAAAAGAAAUCUGUUGAGGAUUUUGUUCAAUUGAUGAUUGAUGCUGUACAUUCAGACAAGGAACAACUAUUGCCAACUGAACUGUUAAGUAAUGUAUUUAUUAUUCUUAUCGCUGGUUUUGAAACAACAUCAACAGCACUUGCUUAUUGCACAUAUCGUCUUGCUAUACAUCCAGAUAUUCAACAAAAAUUAUAUGAAGAA
This is a messenger RNA of Rotaria sordida, 771 nucleotides long. NCBI's taxonomy places the organism in Eukaryota, Metazoa, Rotifera, Eurotatoria, Philodinida, Philodinidae. The record is from the annotation of a GenBank genome assembly.